This is a messenger RNA of Hyla sarda, 4655 nucleotides long. It is a transcript of the gene RGS22, whose product is annotated as regulator of G protein signaling 22. The transcript has 27 exons. The record is from RefSeq and is a predicted model, not a curated record. Gene Ontology annotation, biological process: regulation of signal transduction. Bases 208 to 4035 code for a protein of 1275 amino acids. Gene Ontology annotation, molecular function: G-protein alpha-subunit binding. NCBI's taxonomy places the organism in Eukaryota, Metazoa, Chordata, Amphibia, Anura, Hylidae.
CAGUUGGGACAGUUUGUUGGAUCAGUCCAUUAUUUUAGAUAGUGACUGUACAUUGGUUUGGUCCACAGUUAGCUAAGAGACGGUUCGGACAGUUUAUUAGAUCGGUCCAUUAUUUCAGUCAUAGGUGCACACACACCUGUCAGGACCCUCGCUAUGCAGACAGACCCCUCCAUUGGUUCUCCUGAGGAUUGAACGCUGCCACUCACCAUGGGACUGAAGAGGCUGGCAACUGGACCACCCGACAUUACAGAAGAUGUUUUUGAGGAUUUCCUAGUAACAGACAACUUGCUUGUAGAUUACUUCAAUGAAUUCUUACGUCUACCAACUUUUACUGAAGCGAUCAAGUUCAACAAAAUAUAUGGAGUUUUUGAAGUGAUCAGUAAUGUCCCUGAUCACUUGGAAGAGCACAUUAAAAAGGUGUUACAUGAUCACCAAUCUCCGAACCCCAUCUACAAUGCAUCCAGGAGUGUCACUGGACAGAGCUUGAAAAAAUACUCUCUUAUUGAUAUAAAAAUUGACAACAAUUAUAAUGUAAUGUGUUUGAAUCGAGAACAAGGAGUUGAAUGGAUAAAGAAGGAAAGACUUCCAGCAUUCCUGAAGAGUGACUGUUACUUUGAAUACAGACUUGCUAAGUUGUUGUCCCAGGUGAGGGUGAAUAAUGCAGGAGUGAGUCUAGAGAUAGAUCCACAUUACCAGCCCUGGACACUCAAAAGAGUCAUAGCUGCUUCCCCAUCCCCUACGACUGAGAAUGAGGAGACUAUGAAGAGGUUUUUUGUUACACUUGGACAGAUCUAUACAUGUGUUCUACAGGCUUCUUUAACACAGACAAAAGAAUGGUUUACCAUUGCAAAACAAAGUGCAACUAUUGAUACCACAAAUUCAGUAUCUGGAUUGAUGACUUGGGGUGACGAUCGUAGUCAAGUUCUUCAAAGUAUCUCAAGUCACCAAAAACCCAAACUUCUCGACUCCAAUAAGAAUUUUGGUAAAUCUCAGAGGGACAGUAAGAAAACGCAGGAUACAUGGGAGAAGGAGGAAUAUCCGGUAUCUAUUGCGCCUUCCCCUACUCCGAGCCCAAUAAGACUUUAUGUUGAGCAGAAACAAGACCAAAAACCAGAAGACACCAAUCCAGUGUUUCCAACGAUGGAUGAUUUUGCUUUUUAUUAUGUUGAUCGUGUUGUGAAUUCUGUAGUCUCCAAGAUGAAUGGUAACAUUAUGAAGAAAAGUGUUGAUAAGGUGGAUAUCUUUGACUUGUCUCAGGUGACCAUCCAAAAAGUAGCUAGUACCAGGGCCUCAUCCAUCUCCUCUGAAGUGUCCAUUGAGGAAGAGCUUGAUGUCUCUGAUUUAGACGAUGAUGAACAGGACAGUCUGAAUGAUUCCCACUAUAAGCAGGAGUAUUCCCAAAUCCGAAGCCAUAAGGAGUUUGAAAAAUUUAAGUCCUUUAUUAAGGGAACUUCGGGAGAAAAACUUUUUUUGCUGUGGAUGGAAAUUGAGAGGCUGAAAUCUAUCAAUGACAUAAAGAGAAAACAGAGCCACCUUAACAAGAUGAAAAAACUAUAUAUGAUGGUAACAGGUGACCAAUACCUUCAGGCAGAGGUUCUGGCAAGAUUGAACCUUCUAGACACAAAUCAAUGGCAUGAAAAUCAUCUACUAAGUGUCCAGGCUGAAAUAGCUAAACCACUGCUUCUGUACUGGGGCCCUAGAUUUUGCUUGUCCAGUUCUGUACAGGCCAAUAAAGUUGGUGCUGAUCUCAGAGUGCGCUACGACCGCCAACUGAGGCCAAAGAGAGACGCUGACCCUUUUGCACAGACGAUAACCCUGCUACCUCUUAGACCGAAGUCUUGUAUGCCAAGAAUUGCCACCACAAGUUCACCAGUGAAUGAGAAUAGUCAAGCAUAUCCAAAAAUUAUUAAAAGUGCUUCUUCCCCUAGAUUGUCUGGGAGUCUGAUUUCUGCAAAAUUAUCGCAACGGAAAAGACAAAUAAGGAGCUUACCUGCAAGUGCACCACUAAACAGAUCACAAAAUAGACCCAAGAGCUCAAGACCAGCAACUGCACAUACAACGGUGUUCAAGGGAAAAGCGCGGUUAGAAUCAUGUCGCAGUGGUAUGGAAGAAGAUGCCCUAUCAAGUGCAGAUACAAGCUACGGUGUUCUGAAGAGUUCCAAGAUUGAGAAAAUGUUGCAAGCUCUGAAUCUGGACUCUCGGGCUGGGUAUUUCUUCACAACCUUCUGUGAGCAGUCAGGGAACAAGCUGUGGGAGAAUGGUGUCCACUUCUGGUUUGAUCUACAGUCCUAUCAUCACUUGUUCUACCAAGAGACUUUACAACCUUUCAAACUGCGCAGACAAUCCCAACUCAUUUUUGGCACUUACCUUGCUCCUUCAGCUUCCAUGGACAUUGGUGUUGAGCAGACCAUACGGAAAGAGAUUUAUCAGAAACUUGAUCCACCUUUUGAGGAUUUAUUUGACUCAGCUGAAGAAUACGUCCUCACGAUUCUACUCUCCGCCUGGAAACAGAUGACUGAGUUAGACAGACAGGCUUAUGGGAAAGUAGAGCUGGUUGAAGAAUCACGACAGCUGGAGUCAGCUAACUAUCAAAAGCUGCAGGCUUUGCAACGAGAGAAGGCGUCCAAGAAAGAUGAGGAUCAGGCCAGCAAAUACAUCUUUGUUCCACCUCCUGACAUACCUAAAGAGCCCAAUCUAUGGGACCUGGUUCCAGAAGAGUACAGGAAUUACAACCUUGAAACAUUACUGCGGCACAGGAUGGAGCUGGAACACUUCCGUGCCUUUCUAGAAGAGCAUUUUGCAAGCAUGGACCUCAAGUGUUGGGUGGAUCUUGAACAUCUCAGAAGGGCUUCGCACAAGAAAAAGGAGGAACGGCUAGAAACAUCUAAGGAUAUAAAGAAUAAAUAUUUAAAUAAAAAAUAUUUCUUUGGACCUAACAGUCCGGCAACAAGAGAUCAGCAGGAACAGGUCAUGAUGCUGGCAGGAGGCUGGGGAAAAAUUCUUCAUGAUCGGCUACCUCCCACUGUUGUCACUGAGAUACAGAAAUAUGUCCGUAUGAGGAUUGAGAAGAAGUGGCUACCCAUGUUUUUAUCAACAGAGGAAUUCAGAGAACGCCAGAAACGGAAAUCACAGAUGAAAGAUGUGGCAGAAGAUGUCAUAUUCCAAACGAACAAGAAGAAAUUGGGAGUGUGGAAGCAACUAGACAGCAAAUGGAUUUCUUCCUCCAAAGAAAUCAUUGUUUUUCGCAAAGCGUUGCUGAACCCGAUUACAGCCAGCCAAUUUCAGCGGUUCAUAGCUUUAAAAGGAGAUUUUUAUGAAAAUGGAUUACUCUUCUGGCAAGAGGUGCAGAAGUAUAAGGACUUGUGCCACUCUCACUGUGAUGAGUCCACAAUUCAGAACAAGAUCACCGCUAUCAUCAACUGUUUCAUCAACUCCUCCAUCCCUCCGGCUCUGCAGAUAGACAUUCCUCCAGAACAAGCAGAAAAAAUUAUUGAGCGGCGACGGGAUCUUGGACCGUAUGUGUUUCGAGAGGCACAGAUGACUAUCUUCAGCAUACUGUUCAAGUUUUGGCCUCAGUUCUGUGAAUUUCGGAACCGUCUAACAGAUGAGAAGAUUGUGCCGCUACUGGAGCGGAAGAAGGCAAAGAGAGCAGAACAGAUGAAACAAAAAGUGAAGGAACAAGAAAAACUUGCAAACCAGCAGCAACAAGAAGGCUCCAAAAGAAAGAGCACCUUCUCGGACAUAUAUAAUGAUAAUGAUAGCAUAUACAGCGAAGAGUCAUUUUCUGGUCGCAAUACUAUUGGACGCAGCAGAAAUGUAUCUUGGAGUUACUCAAAAUACUUAGAGGCCCUGGAGCAGGAACGGAUGCUUCUGAAAAUACAGCAAGACUUGGAGAAGAAAACAGAGUCAAGUGUCAUGUCAGAUGAUUCCUUACUCAGUGUGAGAACCGAUGAAACCAAAAGGACUGGGAAAACCGUUGGCUCAUCCCACCAGUCUGGACAGGCACAAAGACUUUUAUCAGCUACAAGACGAUAACAGCGGAUCUUGGUCUCAGGAAAAAGCGAUCCUGCUAGGACUGUAGCUCAUACAGAAACAUGGCCAUCAACAUUUCAUUAAACUAUUAACCUCUGUGGACUGAAUUUUGUGUCAAUAUUACUACUGAGAAUCAAUUAUUAGUUACCCUUUAUAAAUCCUCUGUGUCCUAUAACCCUCCAGUAAAGAUUCCACCUUAGAAAUCUAUUAAGGUUCAUUUAAUAAAACUACAUUCCUCCUCAGAACAAUUCAGCUGGUUGACCCUGGUGUGCGACAUAAUUGGCCAGUACAGCACUGGUUUAAGGGGAUUGUCUGGUUUGGAAAACUCAUUUUCGAUACCCUGUGUGGACAUUUUAAGCCAAUACAGUGGAACCACUAAAUGUCAACCCUCAUCUUAUAGCCAGAUCAAACAGCAGUUACAAGGACUGUCUCCCAAUCUGGAAAACUCAUGCUGACCAUGCAUUACAUGACAGUCCUUUAAUUUCAGAAGAUGACAUGUAUUGCUUAAUUUCCCCUCCGUUGGCACUAUAGGGAAAUUAAACAUUUAAUUUUGUUUUUUCCUGAUUUGAUCUAUGCAGGUCCUCGCACUCAGACUCUCUUGAUCCACCUAUCUUUAGAGCCUU